AUGGUUUUCAAGUUCAUUAAUAAUCUUGCUCCAGACUACCUUGCAAAUAAGUUUAAGCUACGUUCUUGUGUUCAUGACUGGCAAACUCGAUCAGCUAGUACUCUGGAUAAACCCUUUUGCUGUCUGUCAACUGGUCAGAGAUCUUUUGCUUAUAGAGGAGCGAAACUGUGUAACUCAUUAAGCAGCAAUCUUAAGUUUUUAAAAUGUCCCAAGAAAUUUACGUUUCAAUUUACUUAGCUGUGUUACGAGUGAUCGUUAAGUGGAAAUGAUUGUCUGUAGCUAAACAGAACGUAGGAUGUCGGAACAGCAACAAAGAUGAUCUAUUCCAAAUCGUCACAGUAAAUACUGAUAUACGUUCUCUGCCAAACUUCAAAUAAUCACAACCGUCGUUAAACUCAACCUCAGUUACACUUUUGAGUAACCUCUACCUCUGUCACACUACUUAGCUUGUGAAAAACAAAUAAUACUUAACAGCAUGAGAUUCUGGAACUUUCUGGCCAACCUAAUUAUAGUAGCAUUCCAACGUUUUACUAUUUACAGCAUUUUACACGGGCUUGAAAAACUACCGAUGCGCAGUAAUGCGAAACUGAUUAAAUGUUCAAGAAACUUCUUGGCUUAAAUAAGCAUACUCACGAAACUUCUGAACAGUCACGGAACAAUUUUACGUAGCAAGCUGCUAUUAGGUUAAUUUCAUCAUUCAAUAUUUUUUUUCCUUUGAUAUAUAUAUUUAGCUGUAACUAUAGUUCUAUAUUCUUCAAUUUUAGUUUUAUUUCUUUUAACCUUAUCUUGUUGCUGAAAAAAUCAUUCAGGGAGCUUCAAUAAAGGUCUGUAUCUGAAUCUGUAAUUUCAGUCUUCUAUUUUGCGCAGACAUCUAAAGGGUGGAUUGCGCAGGAAUAUUGCUAAUGAGUACAAGUGCACCUGUUCCGAUGGAUACACCGGCAGCCAUUGUGAACAAGGGGGGUGGACGACUUUUUUAGACUGAAGCACAUAAGAUGUUUAUUUUGUUUUUAUCCAUCCUCAUGAAAUGAAAUAGCACGCACUUUUGCAGUAAUACCACAAUGCUCUCUGAUAUGCAGAUGUUGUUGGUACUUUGCUGAUAGGUCUAAUCUUUUCAGUGUGUUAGUUCUCAGCACGAACUGCCGUGCCAUGUUUCAACUUCUUGACAGCCUACAUACUGUGAAUGAAAAUAACAACAUUGUUUGUAUAAGCUAUCUAAAAUUAGUUCACUUUCCGGCCUGGGUAGACUUUAAAUUUUUCCUACUCAAUGCUUGUGACUCUGAAUUUUUAGCGUUUGUGUACUUACCUUGAAUCCGAAGGUAUCACACAAACGAAGGCGACUUCACUGAAACCUAACCUAACUUCUUUGACAUUGCAAUCCGUGGGAUGCUAAGCUUACAGAAUAAAAGAUUUAAAGGUGAAUCCUGAUAGUCGGCUAUUAUGCAAGUAUAUGUAUAGCGAUAUGAGAGAAAAGAGUUUUCAUUUGCGGCAACCCAAUAAGAUGCCAAGAGUUUAGAAAGAUCAGCUGCCUAUUUAUGCAGAAUAUGGCUGGAAGUCGAAUCGCAUUUAUCCUCAGCUCAAGUGUAACUGGCUAUGUGUAGUUUACUACAAAGUGUGUUUUAUUCUGAGAAUAAGUGUUGGUUACGAAGAGAGUUUUUCUUUUAAGAAAAUAAGCGCUGAAUAAAUUAUAAAGACACUUCUGGUUAUCCAUUAGUAUUUGAAAAACGGCAUUGAAGCUUCUAUAGUUCACAAUAACAUUUUAAUAAUAACAAUCGAUAAUCUGAAUCUGAAAUUUUAACUAAGUAUCAAUGAUUAACUUCACAGCGGCAAUGAGGCUUCUAGAGUUGACAAGAAAAUUUAAAUAACAACAACUGAUGAACUAGAUUUGAAUUUUAACGGAAGUCAUAAUUCACCAUUUUUUUGUUUUUAUUUUUCUUUCCUUGAAUAAGUUGAUAUAUUUGAGUGUUUAUUCAGACAGAAAUAACUGACGAAAUUAACACUUCGCACGGACAAAUAUGUCUAACAUAUAAUGAACGAUUACAAUAUUAAUUAUGCUAGAAAUAAGAGAGAUGGUAAGUUUUGAGCUCGGUAAAGAUAUAGAGAAAGAUGUUUUUUCGUCAUGUCGCGAGCGUGGGACAAAGAAAAAAAAGAAAAAAUUCUGAGUUCCCAUAAGGAGUCAAACCUCAGACCUUCGUAUUAGGCGCUCUGGUGCUCGAAAAUUUACCAUCUCUCUUAUUUAUAUCAACAAACAUUACGCUUUAAACAUUGCUGACCUCAGCAGUAUACAGGACACGUGUCAUAUGAAUGUCGUAAUUCACCGUGGAGUCUCUGUUGUUCAGUGGCUAGAGCAUCGGAGCGUGGAAUCCAAAGGUCUGAGGUUCGAUUCCUCAUUGGUACUCAGAAUUUUUUCUGUGUCCCACGCUCGUGACAAGAAGAAAAAACACCUUUCGCUAUUAAUUAUUCUGUUAUUCAGCUCUCAGAGCAUCCUUUCCACUUGACUAUAGUUGGAAAAUUUUUUAUAAACGUCUCUAAACUCUUUUUAUAUUAAUUGAGAUAUUUUCGAAUCUUUUACAAAACUGCGUGUACGCACCGAAGGCAAAGUCUCGACCGAAAUAAUAAUGAUAAUGAUAAUAAUAAUUUAUUACUUAUAUAGCGCAAAAUACAUGUGGAUACGAUCUAAAGCGCUAUUUAUCUAGUGCGCCAAGAAAAAAUAAAAACAAAUGAAUUUUUUCUGUGACUUAAGGCUUCACGGUCAAAAUAUUUCAUCUGGCAAGCAUGAUAUCCUGUGGUUUGCCAGAGAGACCCUUGAUGCGUUUCAGUUUAUUAUUCUUAUUUAUGAGAAUAUGUGUUGGUUACGAAGAGAGUUUUUUUUAACUAAGUAUCAAUUAUUAACUUCACAAAGACAAUGAGGCUUCUGGAGUUGACCAGAAAAUUUAAAUGACAACAACUGAUAAACUAGAUUUGUAUUUUAAGGGAAGGCGAAAUUCACAUUUUUUUUUUGUUUUUGAACGAUUACAAUAUUAAUCAUUCUUUUAUUCAGCUCUCAGAGCAUCCUUUCCACUUGACUAUGAUUGGAAAGAAAAAUAUUAAAUAAAUGUCUCUGAACUCCUUUUAAAUUAAUUGAAAUAUUUUCGAAGCUUUUACAAAGCUGCGUGUACACACCGAAGGUAAAGCUCGACCGGGAAAAAAAACCAAAUGAAUUUUUUUCUGUGUGGUGUUCUAGUUGGGUUAUUAAUAUCUGAAGUCGAAGUAUCUCAGGCUAUUCUUUGUAAGGAAGCGUCUCUUUCUUGUCCUGUGAUAACUCGCAAUCAUCGCCGACUUAAAGGCUUCACGUUCAAAACAUUUCACCUUGCAAGCCUGAUAUCCUGUGGUUUGCUAUGUCAGAGAGACCCUCGAUGCGUUUCAACAAAUUUUAGAAACGUUUUCAAAAGUGAGGGAACCUGUGAGUUGAACGACAGAGGAGCUCUCCUUACUGAGAAAGGAAACGAACUGGAAUACGACGAAGAAGCAAUUUACACUCAAUUUUACGACACGAAGGUAACGAAAAAAUCUUGA
Molecule: messenger RNA, 3552 nt
Organism: Pocillopora meandrina
Lineage: Eukaryota; Metazoa; Cnidaria; Anthozoa; Scleractinia; Pocilloporidae
Source: the annotation of a GenBank genome assembly